Venustampulla echinocandica is the source of this 1131-nucleotide messenger RNA. Its product is annotated as Terpenoid synthase. The record is from RefSeq and is a predicted model, not a curated record. The transcript has 2 exons. NCBI's taxonomy places the organism in Eukaryota, Fungi, Ascomycota, Leotiomycetes, Helotiales, Pleuroascaceae. Gene Ontology annotation, biological process: isoprenoid biosynthetic process. Gene Ontology annotation, molecular function: prenyltransferase activity. The coding region runs from base 1 to 1131 and encodes 376 amino acids.
AUGGAGCAUCUACGAUCCCCAAACGCUAUCCCACCCCGAACAUCUUCUUCGGGCCAGAAUGGACUGUUCGGGACGCCGCCAAAACAAGUGCUUCGAGCAAAUGUACAAGAAGGGGAUUGGAUCAGCAAUAGGAAGCAAUCACUCUCGAGUCCUAAUUCUGUUAACCCAGCUAUACCAGCAUGCCCCGCUCCUGAUCCAUCCAAAUACCAAAAGAGCGACCUUGCAUUUUAUGGGAGGAGCAGCUGGUCGCCACAGAAGGAGCUGAUCUUAGUUGGUCCUUACGAGUACCUGAUCGCUCAGCCGGGAAAGGAUAUCAGAUCACAGCUGAUUGCUGCGUUCAACGAAUGGCUGGAAGUCCCGCCAGAGAGUUUGGAGAUCAUAACGAAGGUGGUGGGCAUGUUGCAUACGGCUUCGCUACUCGUAGAUGAUGUCGAAGAUUCAUCCGUGCUGCGUCGAGGACUGCCAGUUGCACAUAGCAUCUUUGGCACUGCGCAAACGAUAAAUUCGGCCAAUUAUGUCUACUUCCUCGCACUUCAGGAGCUUGGCAAGCUGAAGAAUCCGAAAGCUAUCAAUAUUUAUACUGAAGAGCUGUUGAAUCUGCACAGGGGCCAGGGGAUGGAUUUGUUCUGGAGAGACACAUUGACUUGUCCGAGCGAGGAUGAUUAUCUCGAGAUGGUUGGGAACAAGACGGGCGGUUUGUUCAGAUUAGCGGUUAAGCUCAUGCAAGCCGAGAGCAAGAAUCUUAAGGAUUGCGUUCCUCUUGUUAACCUCAUGGGAAUCAUCUUCCAAAUUAGCGACGACUACCACAACAUUUCAUCCCCAGUGUACACAUCCAACAAAGGCAUGUGCGAAGAUCUAACUGAAGGGAAAUUCUCCUUCCCUAUAAUACACAGCAUACGGGCGCGGCCUGAGAACAUGCAGCUCCUGAAUAUCCUUAAGCAGAAGACCGAGGAUGAGCAAGUGAAACGGUACGCCGUUACAUAUAUGGAAAGCACUGGAAGCUUGGAGUAUUGCCGGAAAGUGCUAACCACAUUGAUGGAGCGGGCCAAGAAAUUGGUUGAGGGGCUGGACGAUGGUGGGAAUAAGGGGAAAGCUGUUUUGAAAUUUCUUGAUAAGAUGGCGAUUUCAUGA